AUGAUCAAUACAGAAGCCGAAGCCGAGGUUAUGACAGACGAAGGUAUCGAUCUAGAUCAAGGUCAAGGUCACGUUCUCGUUCACGCUCAAAAAGGUCAAAUUACUGGGGCAAGUCCUGCAAUUCAUGGAGUGUUCACAAAUAUGUUUCCCACGGCUACAAGUCAUUUACAGCAAUUUACUACUCUCUCUGUCUUGCCAGUUCAGGCUAUGACACAACAGGUUACACGACAUGCUAGCAGGUGUAUGUUGGGAGCCUCUCUCCUACAGCUAAUGAGCAGUCAGUUUCAACUUUCUUCAGUCAGGUUAUGGCUACAAUCGGAGGAAACACUUCUGGUCCAGGUGAUGCCGUUGUGA
Molecule: messenger RNA, 354 nt
Organism: Vicia faba (fava bean)
Lineage: Eukaryota; Viridiplantae; Streptophyta; Magnoliopsida; Fabales; Fabaceae
Source: the annotation of a GenBank genome assembly